Molecule: messenger RNA, 1062 nt
Organism: Lathyrus sativus (Indian pea)
Lineage: Eukaryota; Viridiplantae; Streptophyta; Magnoliopsida; Fabales; Fabaceae
Source: the annotation of a GenBank genome assembly
AUGGCUUCAAACCCCUUCAACUUCAUAUUCUUCCUCUCUUUACUCUCACUGGUGGUGGAGCAUCAUGGAAGUGUUGAAUUGAAACAGUAUCCAUUGGUGGUAAGCACAUGGCCGUUUAUUGAAGCUGUUAGAGCUGCAUGGAGAGCCGUUGAUGGUGGUGCUUCUGCUGUGGAUUCCGUUGUUGAAGGUUGCUCUACUUGUGAGGAACUUAGGUGUGAUGGAACAGUUGGUCCAGGUGGGAGUCCAGAUGAAAAUGGAGAAACUACAAUGGAUGCUCUGGUCAUGGACGGGGUGACUAUGGAAGUAGGAGCCGUUGCUGCCAUGCGAUACGUAAAAGAUGGAAUCAAAGCUGCUAGGCUAGUGAUGCAACACACUGAACAUACUUUGCUGGUUGGAGAGAAAGCAUCCGAAUUCGCAAUUUCAAUGGGUCUUCCAGGACCAACAAACCUGAGUUCAUCAGAAUCUAUAGAGAAAUGGACUGAAUGGAAAAAAAGUAGCUGCCAACCGAAUUUCAGGAAAAACGUAUUACCCGCGAAUAAUUGCGGUCCUUAUCGUCCAAAUAACUAUCUAGACCUUUCUGAUGAAACAUGCUCCGUUAUCGAUCAAAGUCAAAUACCAACAUUACCUCAUGUUGGUCUUCACAGCCACGAUACCAUUUCAAUGGCUGUUAUUGAUAGAAUGGGACACAUUGCUGUUGGCACAUCAACUAACGGGGCAACAUUCAAGAUUCCUGGAAGGGUAGGUGAUGGUCCAAUAGCUGGAUCCUCGGCAUAUGCUAUUGAUGAAGUUGGCGCAUGUUGCGCAACUGGGGAUGGCGACAUCAUGAUGCGCUUCCUUCCAUGCUAUCAAGUUGUGGAAAGCAUGAGGUUGGGAAUGGAACCUAAACUCGCCGCCAAGGAUGCAAUAGCGCGAAUAACCAAAAAAUUUCCAAACUUCGUGGGAGCUGUCGUUGCCGUUAAUAAAACCGGGGAACAUGCCGGCUCCUGCCAUGGUUGGACAUUUAGAUAUUCAGUAAGGAGUCCUGCAAUGAAAGACGUAGAAGUCUUUACCGUGCUACCUUGA